UGGUACGACAAUGAACUCGUCUACCUCGACUCGCUUCGGUCCUUAAUCUUAUGCAUAGAUUCCUAUGCCACAUUUUCAUGGUGAUUCUUUGUAUGCAAACAAAGGCAACCUUUUCCGCGUCCAUUGUUAUCAUUUACGUCUCCAGGAAACAAAGACAAUAAUGCGGUAACCGCCGUGGCGUUGAUCAUAUCAAGUAGCACGUCCUCUUAUCUCAGUAUCUAAAACUUGCUCUGCUGCUCUCUUACUACGACGCACACCCGGAGACGAGUCUAUCAUGGCUUCUACUAUCAAAACACAUAAGUACCAUCUUUCCUGCCGAAAUCAUCGAGUAAAUUACUGACCGCGUUGAUCUUUUGCCUACCCGACACGUUCAACAGAUUUUUGACCGUCCCUCGAAGGGAUAAGAGGGGGGUCGUGUCGCUGCUUUGGCGUCCUGCUCAUUAAUAUGCAGAGCCUGGCUUCCACGUGGCCGAUAUCAUCUCUUCAGAUCCGUCGAACUCUCACACGAAAAUUAUACAUCCUUCUUUUCACCGGCCCAUGCUGCUCCUUCUCGCAUUCAGUCCAGUCCCUAACCCUCUCCGGCGAUUACUGUUAUGGAUCUCAUGACUUUUCGGGUCUGUACAUGAGUCAACAUACGCCUACUCUCGGCCUUCUCGGCCUUGACCUCGGCCUACCAGUAUUUUCUCUUAUUUUCUCUUUCUUUCUCUAUUCUUCUUGCUGAUACUAGAAUACUGUGGAACAUUGUAGAAUCAUAAUGAC
This is a messenger RNA of Desarmillaria tabescens, 759 nucleotides long. RefSeq lists its product as uncharacterized. Bases 446 to 721 code for a protein of 91 amino acids. The record is from RefSeq and is a predicted model, not a curated record. NCBI's taxonomy places the organism in Eukaryota, Fungi, Basidiomycota, Agaricomycetes, Agaricales, Physalacriaceae. The transcript has a single exon.